AUGGUGUCAGCUAUAAUCCGUUGUAGCCAGCUGUGGGAUUCUACUGGCAGACACAACACAGGAUUCUUCUGGGGCAAUACAUACUGGACAGGUUCAAAAAUGCAAUGUGAUUACAUAGCAGAGGGUGAAGCUCCAUUUUCAACUGCAUUUAGUGUGCUAAAAAUUGUAACUCGCUUACCUAAUCAUCUAUCCACCAUCCCUUCUGUAGUUCACCUGGGAGUAUGUUUGCCAGAUGUCUGCAGUAAUCAUGAUAUAAAAACCUUAACAGAACUUGUUAUGAAUAAUGGCACAUUAAAAUUUGGUGAACUUAUUAAUAUUCGUUCACCUCACAAUCCCUACUUAUUCUGGAAAGACCCAGUAUUCUGGAUACUUGUAGGAGUUUCUAUCUUUAUAUUCUCAAUGCUGGCUUUGGGGACAGCUUAUGAUUUCUACUUACUACAAAGGAAAGAAGAUUUUGCAAAAAACAAUACUUUUGAAUGUAACACUGGAAAUUCUAAUGGUAAAAUUAAUCAACAAAGUGGUAGAAUAACAACUAUUCAAACUCUUGAUCAGCUGUGUAAUAACAACAUUGUCAAAACUGUACACAUUGAUAAUUCACCAUCAAAACUGAAGAAGCACUGUCCUUUGCUGGAAAGCUUCCACCUAGAUAUGUCAAGAUUGCUGCGAGGCAUGAUAUUGUCAUUCUCGGUAAGACUUAAUUUGAAAACUAUAUGUGAUCGUGGAGUGGGAAGUGAUACCAUUCCUAUAAUACAUGGUCUCCGUUUCCUCAGCAUGAUAUGGGUGGUUCUUGGUCACUCUUGUAUUGUGGCUUUUAAGUACUCAGACAACAUGACUUACCGAGAAAUAAUGGAAAAUAAUUUUAUUUUUCAAAUUAUAACCAAUGCUCCCUACUCUGUAGAUACCUUUUUCUUUAUCAGUGGUUUGUUGGUAUCAUUUUUAUACUUUCGCACUGUGAUGAAAGUAGAUAUAAAUAGUGUCACAAAAACAACUGGUUUCAAGUCAGGAUUUAUGCAGUUUUUAGGUUUCUUAGGUUACCGUUAUCUCAGAUUGACUGUACCUUACAUGUUUGUUUUGGGCUGCGUUCAAAUUUGUAUGAAGUGGUUCCAACACAAUUCUGUGUUUGAGCCUCCAACACUUGAUCAUAUCAACUGUCCAGAAUAUUGGUGGAGGAAUGCUCUUUACAUCAACACACUGUUCCCAGUUCAAGACAUGUGCAUGUUGUGGAGCUGGUACCUUGCUGAUGACACUCAAUUUUAUGUACUGGGCUCAAUUUUGUUAAUUCUAGCAACAAGCCACUUUCGCUUUGCUGUUGCAAUUACAGCUACAUUUUUGGCAAGUUCAUGGUGCACUACUGCUUUUGUAGCUUUCAGUAACGAGCACAUGCCAAGUCUGGAUGAUCCCUUUGCUUUGUUUGAUAAAAUUUAUGAUAAACCUUGGACUCGCCUUGGUCCUUAUCUGAUUGGAAUGUGUGUUGGAUGGUAUUUGUGUAAGAAAAAUUGCACAAUUAGGAUGAACAAGAUCAUGGCAGCAACAGGAUGGGUUGUCUCAAUAAGUCUUCUCUUUUAUUUAAUAUUUGGACUUUUUAAGCAAGAACUCCAUCCCAUUAUUGCAGCUAUUUAUUCAUCUCUUAGUCACUCACUUUGGGCACUUGGAUUAUCAUGGAUUGUCAUUGCCUGCUGCACUGGAUAUGGAGGUUAUGUUAACAAACUAUUAUCCAUGUCAAUACUAUAUCCAUUCAGCCGAGUAACAUAUUGUGCCUACCUUGUGCACCCAAUUAUAAUAAGAGUAAUUCCAAUGACAUCAGAUGCACCAUUACAUUUAACCAAAGAAACUGUGGCUAUGCUUUUCCUUGGAGAACUGGUGGCAUCUUAUAUUGUUGCCUUUGUUGUAUCUCUUGCUUUUGAAGCACCAAUGGUAGCUCUAUUAAAAGUUAUUAAUCCAAUAAGGAAAGAUGAACCUAAGAAAAAUGACACCAAAUGAGGAAAAUCCCAGUGCAAAAAUCGAUGCCAAAUACUGGUCUGUUAAAAAAACAAGCAUUUAUGACAAGAUCGUUAUAUAGUAUAUAUUCUCACUCUCUCUCCUGUUAUUGGAAAGAAAUGUGUUAAUUGCUUGAUUCCUCUAGGAAGUUUUUAAUUCAGGACUGGUAAUUUUGAGCAAUUUGCAUCAAGAUUCAACUUCUUUGCGUUGUGUGAUAUUUGUACUAUCAUAUUAGAAAUGCAGGUCGUAGUCUCAUUAUUUUGAGUUUUGUUUUGUUAGUGCAAUUUGCAAGAUAUUCAGACAGUUAAAAUACUAUCCACUCUAUUAGAUUGCACACCAUUACAACUGAGAUGCACUUGCAUGCUUAAAUGUAUAAACUUUAUUUCAUGUAGAAUGUUGCAUAUCAUACUGAUAUAGAUAUGUCUCAGUUCUAGAGUGAGUGUGUUCGUCUAUUUCUUAACUGCAUUUUGUAUGGUUAUGAUAAGAGAGACUAUUACAAUGUGGAAGAUAAAAUCCACUUUAACAAAGUACCUGAAAACAGAAAAUAAGUGUUGAUCUAGUUGUAAACGUCUGUAGCUUAGCAAGUAGGAUAUGAUGUGAUUUACAGGGGCAGUUCCAGCUCAUCAUUUUGGAGGGGGCCAUCACAGAUUUUUAUUAAAUAGUAAACAUAUU
Molecule: messenger RNA, 2649 nt
Organism: Gryllus bimaculatus (two-spotted cricket)
Lineage: Eukaryota; Metazoa; Arthropoda; Insecta; Orthoptera; Gryllidae
Source: the annotation of a GenBank genome assembly